Molecule: messenger RNA, 2543 nt
Organism: Anoplophora glabripennis (Asian longhorned beetle)
Lineage: Eukaryota; Metazoa; Arthropoda; Insecta; Coleoptera; Cerambycidae
Product: zinc finger protein 260-like
Exons: 8
Coding region: 197-2470 (757 amino acids)
Biological process (GO): regulation of transcription by RNA polymerase II
Cellular component (GO): nucleus
Molecular function (GO): DNA-binding transcription factor activity, RNA polymerase II-specific; zinc ion binding; RNA polymerase II transcription regulatory region sequence-specific DNA binding
Source: RefSeq, a predicted model, not a curated record
UGAAUAUGUGCAUUUCAUAAAUAUGAUCAACUUUAUAUUUAAUUUUUUUUGUAAAGUUGAUCAAUUGGAGUGAUAAAUUUAUAUGAUUUUUACAUAUACUUAUAAUUUUCAUUUCCUGCUUCAAUUUGAACGCAUUUUGAAAAAUCUUAUGCAUUUUUCUAUCGGAGUAGUUUGUUAAGUCUGCUAGUAUAAUAAAAUGGCUGCAGUUGAUAAUCCAAAAUUUGAAGAACUGUGUAGAUUAUGUGCAACAAAGACAACAAUGGUUUUGGCAAUAAAUAUAUUUGAAAAUGAGGGUACCAUAAGGCAAAUUAGUAAAAAAAUAUGUACUUGUCUUCCUGUUCAGGUUCAUGAGACCGAUGAAUUACCAAAAAUGAUUUGUGAAAAUUGUUUGUACAAACUAGAAUUAUUUUGUGAUUUUCGGGAGCGGUCGGCUCGAACUGAAAGAUUACUAGUGGAAUUAUAUAAAGAAAUAAAGGCAUCUCGAGUACAUAGUGACCAACAGUCAUGUAUGGUUCCACUUGGUCAUAAUGAUCUAAUUAUGGUGCAACAACAUGAACUAUUGAGUGAACAGAAUUUGCAAAACGUUCCGGAGAUUGACCUUUCUCAUCUUGGCCAACGUGAAGGCAUGAUUGUACAGCAUGAAAUUAUAUUAACUCAUCACGUUGAUAUGAAUUCUCAUUCAUUGGACAGUAUAGAUUUGAAUCAUCAUGAUUUAACAAAUCAGGAUAUUUCCAAUCAAAGUUUACAAACACAAGAAUCUGUUUUGGUUGAUAAUACUGCUCAUACGAUUCAAGAUACUAGAUUUACAGAUAGUUUAAAUUUAAUACAGCAGCAUCAGUUACUGUCAGAUCAAUUCAGACUCCAACAAGACUUGCCUGUAAAUAUGGAAUCGGAUGAAAAUACAGCGAAUAAUAUGCAACUUGGUGAUGAGAUUCAGCAAGAAAACGAAAGAUUCCCUCAAGAAAAAAGUCAAGGAUGUAAUAGCAUUCCCACUAUUGAAUAUGAUGAAACAAAGUUAGACAAUGGUUCUCUGUCGGUUGACUCGCAUUUGAAUAAUAUUCCAUUAAAUAAUAGCUACAGUGAAGAAGAAAAUAAUAAGCUGGAAAGUUUUAAACACGAAGACAGUAGUAGUGGACAUUCGUUACUAGUAGACGAACAGUUAAAUAACAUAGAUAUAUCAAAUUCGUUAGAGGAUAAACAAGUAUACAGUUUAAAUUUAGAAAAUAGCGACGCAAUGGUACACAUAAAUAAUGUCCCUAAGGAGUGGUUUUAUUGCAAUAUUUGCGGGAAGAUUUAUGAACAAAAGGCUGACUUUGAAGUACACUAUGAAACUCACUUUUAUAAGUGUUCAAUUUGUUUUGCAGUAUUCACUAAUUUGGAAGUGCUUAAAUCUCAUCGAAAAGAAGCCCAUGGUGCUUGUUUAGAUGAUACCAAGCCUGUAAAAACGAGACUGAAAAGAGCAACUAUACUAGAGAACGGUGAGGAUGGUUCCAAACCAGAUAGUAACAGCGAAGAAAGCGAAGGAGAAUCUAAUCAAAUUAGUUUAGAAGAGGAGGAGCCUCCCGAAGAUUCUACAAAUUCAGUAGUGGAUUCUAACGCUAGUAACAACAAAAGGAAAAAGUGGUCUCCAAAAGUUUGUGAGGAAUGCGGCAAAACUUAUAAGACCAAUUAUAAGCUGUCGGAACAUAUGAGGAAACACACUGGAGAGAAACCUUACAAGUGUCAAUCCUGUGAUAAGGCAUUUAGAUCAAAAAUUGGGUUAGCCCAACACGAAGCCAAACAUACAGGGCAAUACGAUUUUGCUUGUCCGACCUGUGGAAAAGGAUUCCAAUGUAAAAGUUAUUUGAUGGUGCAUCAACGGGUCCAUUCAGACAUCAAACCUUAUCCUUGUACGACCUGCGGCCAAAACUUUAAAACGAAACAGUCUUUGCUGGAUCAUACAAAUAGGCAUUUAGGCGUUAAACCGUACAUGUGUGAUAUCUGUGGUCGUGGCUUUAUUACCAAAGGACUGUGUAGAGCCCACCAAAAAGUACAUUCUGGGUUGGAUAACAGGAAAUAUUCUUGUAAGAUUUGUAGUAAAAGAUUCGUGUCCAAAAGCUAUUUACAGACUCAUUUAAGAAUACAUACCGGAGAAAAACCAUUCAUGUGUGAGGUCUGCGGGAAGGGAUUUCUCACAAGGGUUGACCUUAAAAUACAUUCUACCAUGCAUACUGGGGAAAAAUCGUAUGUAUGUGAAAUGUGCGGUAAAGCUUUUGCCAGGAGAGACGCAUUGCGCUGCCACAGAAGAUCCCACACAGGGGAAAGGCCUUAUAGUUGCGACCUUUGCGGUCAAACAUUCACGCAAUUUACACCGAUGGCAAUUCACAAACGCUUACACACCGGAGAAAGGCCCUAUGCUUGCGAGACCUGUGGGAAAACGUUCGUGUCGAGGUCAACUAUGCAGUCGCACGCAAAGAAACACGUGCGGUGAGAAAAUAUUUCCAAAAAAUUAUGAAGACUGUGCUUUAUUUAUUUUGUAAUUUUAAAAGUUUAAAACCUUGAAU